Fusarium redolens is the source of this 926-nucleotide messenger RNA. RefSeq names its product FAR-17a/AIG1-like protein. Lineage: Eukaryota; Fungi; Ascomycota; Sordariomycetes; Hypocreales; Nectriaceae. The coding region runs from base 55 to 738 and encodes 227 amino acids. The transcript has 2 exons. The record is from RefSeq and is a predicted model, not a curated record. Gene Ontology annotation, cellular component: endomembrane system; membrane.
CACUGAAGAGCCAUCUUUACAGCUUCAUUUCAUUAACUCUAAUCAAGAUUGAACAUGGCAUACAGUGUUACUACCAGUGCGCCUAUACAGGCUAGCCCAACCAAGAUUCUUUUACACAGUCUUGGAACACUCUCUUUUUCCUAUAGCUUUUACCUCUUGACAACAUGGGACUCAGCGUACUCUGAUUCUUUUGGAUGGUAUUUUCAGCUCCUCACUGUCGUGGGACUCACCUUGUCUCUUAUCACAUUAUCUCUGGGUCUCAUUGCAGAUCUUGCGACUCAUGAUGGCUGCUCUAGGGCCAAAGAUACUAUUUCACUUCUUGCGACUCCCCUUGAAGUCAUGAUUGCUGUCCUGUACUGGUCUAUCAAAUUUCACGAUCCAUCAUUGCUUAUGCCAGCAGACCUUGUCAUCAAUCCUUGGGCUGAUCUUGGAUACCAUCUUGUACCCGCUGUGCUAUUGGUACCAGACUUACUGCUGUACAGUCCCCGAGCGACUAUCUCUACGCGGAGCAUGAUGUUUGCCAGCACCAUCUUGGCCGUCGUUUAUUGGUGCUGGAUUGAGUUGUGCUACUACCAAAAUGGCUGGUACCCGUAUCCCAUGAUGGAUCAAUUCUCCGCCAUUCAGCGGGUUGCAGUUUUCGUCGGGUCAUCCGGACUACUGACUCUGACAUCGUCUUCUCUCCAAUGGGUCCACGGCAAGUUGCACGAUCCUUUGUUGAGAAAGAUCCGGGUGAACUAGUCGUGAUGAAAACAAAGCUGGUUACCGCGGAUGAGAAACGUGUACAAGGUGGCCAGGGGAAGAGAAGCGGAAUUCCGUUCCAGCUUUCCAGCGGUUGACUUAGCGGGUCAAUGCGAUAUAAGAUUAAGGAUUUUGCAGGGUUUGGCGAGACGGCAGAGAGCGAAACAAUACUAUCCAGAUUUAGCCAA